AUGUCCACUUGGCUGUUGGUCGCUUCUAUUCGGACCGUACUUUGUUCUCAUGACUUACUGUAUUCGUUACGGGGGCAGGAUUCCCUUCGUCGUUAUCAUAAAUAUGGCCUCAGCAACAUCUAUGGAAUCAGAUCCAUGCACAAAAGACAUGUUGUCCCAUUUCCAGUUAUCCACACCUUAGAUUCCCUUAACAUCAACGGCACUCUUAUCGGUGAAAAUCCCGUCUCAGCAGUAUUUACUGUUGAUCCAGAUAUCCCUGAAGAAUCAUUGGGCUCUGAGAAAGGAAAUCCUGGUAGGAAAGCAGCUGGAAGGAAAACGGUGCCAUCGUAUUCCACAGGCUCGCCUGAAAACCGCACUGACAUUGUCAGUCGUGCAAGUAGCGCUGGACAUCAUAACGGGCAAGCUAUACAGCUGAUUGAGAUACGAAAGGUAAGACGGAUAGGAGGCGGCUACCCUUAUGGGCCUAAGAAUUUCACAGUCGUGGAGUACAUACCUCCUCUUCGAGUAGAAAAAUCACCCUAUUUGGUCGAGGAAGUAAUUUUCAAAAACUAUGAUUCUCAUGAAAACGAAUCUACCACAAACGAUCCGGACGAUAUCUGGGCUGUGCAGGUAUACAUUGUAUAUCUCAAAACUAAUCGCUAA
This is a messenger RNA of Cylicocyclus nassatus, 642 nucleotides long. The record is from the annotation of a GenBank genome assembly. Lineage: Eukaryota; Metazoa; Nematoda; Chromadorea; Rhabditida; Strongylidae.